Messenger RNA from Cinara cedri, 5903 nucleotides. The record is from the annotation of a GenBank genome assembly. Lineage: Eukaryota; Metazoa; Arthropoda; Insecta; Hemiptera; Aphididae.
CGACGUCCGCCGCCGUCUCCUGUAGGUCGUGAUACCCGUUAACACGGAGUUACCUACGGUCUGAGGUCGCCGCUAAUCGAACGCGAUAGCGUUUGUUGCGUUACCCGUAACUUUAUACCAUUCACCACGUCAUUAUUACGGACGCGUUAUGCGAAACGCGCACCCUAUCGAACCGUAAUGCAUGCCGUCCGCUCGACGCCGGCGCGAUAAAGACAAUCGGGUUACGACGGCGGCGUUCCUUCGGACAACGGACGCAACUAACCACGGUCGUCUGCGCGGUUACCACAGAAACUGGCGGACGCGCUCGCGCGCGCGCGCUCACUCGAUCACGGGCCAUGCGUUUUCCCGCGAACCGUCGUGGCCGUAUUCUUACGACGCCCGCCAACUGAACCGUUCGGCUGUUCGUACUGCGGGAUCAUCGUCAUCAAAGUCGGCGUGCGCGCGGCGAUAUCGUCCCGGCGCGUUAUCCAAUUAUCAUUAUACCCGGUAAGUAGCUGGUAGUAACUGUUAUUUUUAUUUAUUUAUUUUUUUUUUUUUUUUUUUUUUUUUUUUUUUGCUGCUGUUUUUUUUUCCUUUUUCUUUAUCUAUAAUAUUUAAGAACCGCCGCCCGAAUACAGCUGUGGCUCUGAUAGCGGGAGGGUGGGAGAAUACCUACCGUUUGAAUAAUUAUAAUAACGAUGUGCGGUAACGUUCGUUUUUAAGGAGGGACACGGCCUGAUCAAAAUCGGCAGCUAUAUUAUAGACGUGCAAUACAGCAGUUUAUAUUCUUAUCAGUAUGUCAAUAAAAAAUUUCAUAAUAUUAUUAUUACGUAUACCGUAUACCUACCCAGGUAUUAUGAAUAUUAUGACGUCAUAUUUAGCGUUUAGUUACCUAAAUUUUGUAUUUCUCUUGGUGGAAUGCGAAAGGGAAGGGGCGAUUUAUGAAUUGCACACCACAUUUUCAGAUACGUGAAAACCUCACGCCCUCAAUUUCAAUGUGUUAUUUUUUGUGCGACUUCUUUCCUCUCGUUACACGUCUCACGAAAAUAUGCCACAGUUUUUAAUGGGUUUUAUUAACCAUUCAUAUUUUAUGAUGUAUUAGUUAAUCGUUCAAAAAAUUAUCAAAACCCCCUCCCCCCCACCUGGAUUAAUAACCGCUGUGUUGUACUUUGUACAAACCUAGAAGGAAAAUACAAAUCUAAUAAAUUGAACUAACUACCUUGGUAUAUCUGUUUUUUUUUUUCUAAUUUUCAGUCGAUAUUUUACCAAACUGCAAUUACUAUUUUUAUAUAACUUAUCGGAUAGAAUUCUUUUUUUUUCAAUAGGUAGGUCAAAUAAUUACCAAUAGUUAGCCAAAAUAAUUAUUACUAUGUUGUACACUCUCAGCAGUUCAAAUUAAAACACGUUUAAUAUUUACCUAUCUACCUGUGUAAAUAUCAGUGAACAAAUUUGGGAGUAGGGGAGAAGUUAAUUUCGCAAUUCAUUCAGUAACACACAUCUUAUUUGACCUAAAACCAAUCGAUUUUCCAUAAAUUAAUAAGUAGGUAUAACAAUAUUCGAAAAAAACACAUUUUUUAUUUUUUUCUAAUGAUACAAUAGUAAACUACUAUUAUACGUACAAUUUUAGGUAUUUGUCAAAUAAUAUGUACUUUUAAAAUACUCCAAAGUUCAAAAAAAUUGUCAAAAACCCUUUAUGGGGGUUAUAAUCUAAUGACACCUCCCCUCCCAUCUGUCUUCAAACACUGCCACUGUCAGCAUUUAAAUUUAAUUUGAUGUAUAAUUAUUAUAUGUGGUUUUAACUUAGGCCUUAAUGAAAUAAAUACCAAAUAAUUAAUUAAUAUACCUACCUAUUUUUUUUUCUAGUGAUAAAAUUAUUUGUAUCAUUCAAAUCUUCAAAAAUAAACUAUGGAUUCUAGAGAUAGUGAUGGUGAGUUGUUAAAUAUUCUCAUUUUAUAAUUAAUAAUUAAUAUUUAAGUUAGUUUUAUUUAUCUACCACCUACUAAAAUUAAUAUUAAACAUUUUGUAAUAGAUUCAAAUUUAUUUAUUUAUGUUUAAUUAAUUUUUUUCCUUUUAGAUAUGAAAGUUGAACCGUCUAGUCCAAUACGGAAUUCAAAUCCAUUUAGUCGAUCUAGUAGUGGAAGUUCCCUUCAUGCUGGAAAUCAAAGUAGUAGUAGUGGCCAUGGUAUAGUAAUAUUUUGUUAAAUAAAUAUUUAAUUUUUAAUAUUACGAUUAAUUUUAUACAAGUUAAAAUGAAAAAUUUUAAUUUUAAAACCAAACAAUUUUUUUAAUUUUAAGAACAACUAAUUUAUUUUAUUUAAUUCUGAUUUGAACUUUUUUGGAUUUAUCUAUUAUUUAAAAGAUACAUUUAAUACAAUUACUGUUCAAUUAUUUUUCAUAUAAUAAUUGAUCUGGUUAAAUUUAUUUUGCUUAAACCUGAUUUUUAUAGUUCACUGCAAGAAUUCCUGACGCGCAGAUGUUUCAUCAUAAAUGAAAUUCGGCAUAAACAACUCACACCAGAUGAGUUAUACGUUUAGUGUAGGAUGAAAAUAUUGGCCCGUCUAGAUUGUCGAUGUCAGUAGUAUCACAGUCCAUAUAACGGGUCUCUUCAUAUUUACUUGUGGGUGUACCAAUAAGGUAGACUAGUAAGAUUGUAAGUUAAUUCUUGUUGUUCUUCAAAACAUUUCAUGUCUGCAUUGUAUAAUUCUUCGAAUAUUUUAAACUAGCAUAUUUUUUUUUAUUAUUAUUAUUUAGUAGCUUGCCUCUUUCUAUCUAUAUAUGUAGUAUUGUAGUUAUAAUAUUUAGUUUUUAUUGUAAUUAUUCAAAUUUAUCAAUGCUUUAAUAUUAAAAUGUUUAACAAAAAACUUCGUUUUUCCAGAAGAUGAUGAUAGUGAAGAAAAAGGUUCACCAAAUAAUUACAAAGAAAGACGGCGAGAAGCACACACUCAAGCCGAACAAAAACGUCGCGAUGCCAUUAAAAAGGGGUAUGAUUGCCUACAAGAUUUAGUACCCACCUGUCAGCAAACCGAUAGCAGUGGUUAUAAACUUAGCAAAGCAACAGUAUUACAAAAAUCUAUAGAUUAUAUACAAGUAUGUUUCAACUAAUAUAUUUUAUCUGGUUCUAUAAAUAUACUAUUAUAUUGAAAAACCUCCUAUAUGCAAAAUGUUUGAUUUUGAGGUUUUGAUAUCCCCGAUUCAGAAAAAAAUAAACUAUCAUGUCAUAAUAUUUCCUAUGUGUUAUCUUUAUGAAAUAAUGAAUGAAAAAUAAAAAAACAAAAACCUCUCAUGUUUUACUUACACUGAAUCAUUUGUGAAAUACCUCUUUAUUAAAAAUGUCCUAUGUGGCAUUGCAUAUGCAGUAUAAUAAUCAUAUAAUUCAUAAGACCAUAACUAUUAAGUUUUUAUUUCGAUUUUUGAUUUUUUUUUUUUUGAAUCGUUUUCUUAAAUAUUAAAAUACAAAAUAAAAUAUUACAAUUAAAAAUGUAUAUGAAAGAUAAUUCUAAUUGAAUAAUUAAAUUUAAAUUUAGUCAUUUUAAAUAACAUAAGAAAUUGAACUAUAAUUUGUAUGUUUAAUUAAUUAUUAGAUUUCUAGUUAAGUAUAAACCAUAAACAGUUUUAUUAAAAAAUAUAAUUUACUUACAUAAAUUAAACUAAAUAUAUUGAUUAAUAAUUGAUUUCAUGUACAUACCUAAACUAUAUCAUGUUAAUUUCAUAGAUUCUGGAAUUUUAGGUAUUGUGUGUUUUUUGUAGAAUUUCGGCCAAUGAUAUUACAAAUAAUUUUUAAAUGAAUUAGAUUUGUACUAAAUAUCAAAAAAAAAAAAUUAAUAACAAUAUACAUUUAUAUAUAUAUAUAUAUAUAUAUAUAUAUACUUUAUUUAUAUUUAAUUUUUUGUUUAUUUAUAGUCAUGUUUAAUAUGUGUUAUUCGCUAAUCACAAGUUUAUCAUAAUGAACAAGUACUUUAAUGUUUCAAUAUUAGUUUUCAUUACUGAGUUCAUUGUCAUUGAUAUUAAUCAAUCACAUUGAAAUGAAAACAUGUGUAGUUGUGACAACAUUAGCCUAUGUGUCUAAUGUCUAUAUUGAUAAUAUUGUUAAUGUGUGCCCACUGAACUUCAUAAUAGUUUUCAUACAGAUUGUUUUUUAUUGAAUCAGAAUUUUAUUACUAAGUAGUAUAAGUUUUCUUGUUUGACAUUUUGAUUAAUAUAUAAUAUAACCACCUAUGCCUUAUUAAUAUUCUACUGUGUACCUACUCUUAAGUAAUAUCUAUAGACAACUGUUUAAUGUUAAUAUUUGAUCAAUAUUGACUUUUAAUUGAAUCAUUAGCUGGUAGUAUUAUAUUUGAUGCAAUAUAUUAUUUUGAUUUAUAAUUAUAUUUUUCUUCUCUUUUAUCAUUGGAUUUAAAGUAAUGAUGAAUUAUAAAUUAUAAAUUGUCUUUCUAUUGCCAUUAAUUGUGAUUUGACACUAUUAAUAUUAUUAUAAUAUUUAAUAAUUAGUACUUGCUGUUACAAAAAAAGAAAUUAGAAGAUGAACGUAAUGCUUUGCGGAAAGAAGUUGUUGCGUUAAGAAUUAUGCAAGCUAAUUAUGAACAAAUGGUAAAAGCUCAACAGAUUCCAAUGGGCCAUAUUGAAACUAGAAUUCCAGAUGAAGACAAAUUUCAAAUGGUAACUUUAAUAGCUAUUAUAGAUAUAUUUAAAUAAAUAUAUUUUGCUGAUAAGUUCAAGAAAGUACAAAAAAAAUUAUGUAAAAUAUAAACACAUAUGCAAAAAUAAUAUGUAUAAAACUCCUUUCUAUGUUACAAAUUGUGUCAGUAAUAUCUUAUCAAAAAUCUCAUUGUUUAUUAAUCAUUAUCAGUAUAAUUAGACUGUAUAAUUUAUAUUAUUACAUAUUUCAAUCAUUUUUUACUAACUAGUUGAUGAAUAGGGUUAGGAAAAUGAUGGACUAAAAAUCUACAGAAAAGACAUAAAAAAAAGUUAACAAAUUUUUUGCUACAAAAUGAAAAUGCUGUAAAAAAUUAACUUAAAAUUUAAAAUUCUGACAUAUAUUAUGUUCCCUUAUAUAGGACAUACAAUAUCACUCAAUAAUAUUGAAUUACUAAAAAAAUAAAAUUACUAGAAAAAUAUUAUAUUAGAUAUAAAUUAAAAUAAAUUUUAAAAAAAGUAUUUCUAUUUGAAAUUAUGAUUUGUCCUUACUAGAUUUUAAUGAAUCAUUUUAUAUAUCUUAUUGAGUUGAAUUACUAAUACAAAAUUGUCAAUAAAAUUAAUUAUAUAACAAAACAAAUUUGUAUGAUUUCUAAUGAUUAUUACUUAACUAAUUGUGCAAAAAAUGUUUCCUUUUUUGUAUUUGUUUACAGCGUCAAACAAUUUGUAAUAUAUAAUAAUAAUUUAUAGUUUCAGAAUAUUAUGGAUGAAUUAUUUUUUACAUUUUGUAACAUAAAUGUUAAUAAUUUUACUGAACUGUCUGCAUGCGUGUUCAGUUGGCUUGAAGAACACUGUAAACCCCAAGUAAUUAUUUUAUUAUUUUAAAAUUAUUAUUUACCUUUUGACAAUAAAUUAGUGUUUAUUCAUAUUUCUAUAAAUAAUAUAAAUAAAAAAUUGUUUAUAUUGAAGUCAUUAUUUUCAAAUAUAAUAACUAAUAUUAAAAUAGAAACAAAUGUUCAUAACAUAAUUUAUUACUUUUGAAAUAUACUCAGACAAUCUGAAACAAUUGUUAUUUAUAAUUAUAUUCUACAUAAUUCUGUUUAGAUACUAUUUUCUUUAAUACUUAUAGAUUUAAAUUUGUAUGAUUUCAGACGUUACAAAAUUUAAUUGAGACUGUUCUUGAAAAAGAAUCUAAAAGUCAUUCCCCUACCUCGUCAGCAAAAAUGUCACCAUAAAGUAUAUGUUUUAUAUUUUUUACCAAGUAUCCGAUGUUUUAUGUAUAAAAUAUAUUU